AUGGAGUUGUUGGGACCUUCUGAGACUCCAGUGGAUAUUUAUCACAUCCUGGGCACGAAAGGGACUAUUUUUGUCCCGGAAAAUACCCUUUGGACCUACGAUCCGGACACGGCGGACAGAUAUAACCAAGAGGCUGGGUGGAAAACUCCAAUGGCACGCAUUACACUUCAUGUCGCUCAGGCGAUUCAAUUUCAACAACAGGCAGAACAUUUGGCAAGAGUGGUUCGUGACUUAGAAGACCCUCUUUGCUCGGCCGAGGAUGCACUGGUAGCAGUCUCCGUUUGUGAGGCUAUUGUUACAGCUCUGAAGGCCAAGGACGGACUCCCCGUUUCAGUUUAG
Penicillium samsonianum is the source of this 339-nucleotide messenger RNA. RefSeq lists its product as uncharacterized. The record is from RefSeq and is a predicted model, not a curated record. The coding region runs from base 1 to 339 and encodes 112 amino acids. The transcript has 2 exons. NCBI's taxonomy places the organism in Eukaryota, Fungi, Ascomycota, Eurotiomycetes, Eurotiales, Aspergillaceae.